Molecule: messenger RNA, 333 nt
Organism: Prunus armeniaca (apricot)
Lineage: Eukaryota; Viridiplantae; Streptophyta; Magnoliopsida; Rosales; Rosaceae
Source: the annotation of a GenBank genome assembly
AUGGUGUCUACCACAAAGAAAGCAAUCUUCAACUUCUUGGUUCCUACUAUGACAUCCACAUCUAGUAUCCCAUGGGUCUUGGUGAUGCCCCCAACGAAAUUGGUGACUGUCAGACGUGUCGGGAUUAGAUAUUUCUCUGUUCUGCCUAGCUCCAUCUACCAUUACUUUAGGGAUUGGGAUCCCUCCAAUUGUGAUCAUCUGUUUCGAGGAAUCCAGUAUGAUCCUGCAAUUGUGAAGGUUCUAGCUGAUCGUCUGCAGAUGGUUUUUAAUCCACUUGUUCUUCCUUGUAUUCUUCAGUCCAGUUCUCUUGAUCAUCUACUAGAAGGAAUCUAA